GAGGAGGCCGGCGAGAUCAGCCUGGAGGACAUGGCCUGGGAGCCGCACCCCCAGGACCACCACUUCGCGCACUCGCCGCCGCACCCCGCGGGGCCGUCGUGCAGGCAGUUCAUGAUGCGCGCGCAGCGCGAGUGGAACGUCUUGCGCAGGGGCCUGCCGAGCAGCAUUUGGGUGCACAUGUAUCCAGAUCGCAUGGAGCUGCUGCGAGCAUGCCUGAUUGGCCCCGAGGGUACACCCUACUCCGACGCGCUGUUCUUCUUUGACGUCUACCUGCCGCCGACAUACCCACUGGUGCCCCCCCAAGUGAAGUUUUGGUCCUUCGGCGAGAGCCUGAACCCGAACCUCUACGAGAACGGCAAGGUCUGCCUCAGCCUCCUCGGCACCUGGGCAGGCAGAGACUCGGAGACCUGGAGCCCGGGGAGGAGCAACCUCCUGCAGGUCCUGGUCUCCCUCCUGGGGCUGGUGCUGAACGCGGAGCCCUACUACAACGAGCCCGGGUUCGAGCGCGAGCGCGGCACGCCUCAGGGCGACCUCCGGUCCCUGCGGUACAACGAGUCCGUAGCGCUGUCGAGCUACCACCUGAUGCUCGCGGUGCUGCAGGCGCCGCCGUGCGACUUCGCGCGGCCCAUCCGCAGCCACUUCGCCGAGCGCCGCGCGGCCGUCCUCGCGCGCGCGGGGCGCCUACAGAGCGGCGAGGAGGGCCGCUGCAGCGAGGGCUUCCGGCGGUCCCUGGCGGCGCUGCUGCCGCGCCUCGGGGCCGCCUUGCCGCAGGCGCCGCCGCCCGCGCAGUGAGCGGCCCCUCCGCGGCAGCCGCCGACGGCCUGCCCGGCACGGGGGCGCGGCGCCCGCGACGCCGAC
Molecule: messenger RNA, 858 nt
Organism: Prorocentrum cordatum
Lineage: Eukaryota; Dinophyceae; Prorocentrales; Prorocentraceae
Source: the annotation of a GenBank genome assembly